Molecule: messenger RNA, 1032 nt
Organism: Branchiostoma belcheri (Belcher's lancelet)
Lineage: Eukaryota; Metazoa; Chordata; Leptocardii; Amphioxiformes; Branchiostomatidae
Product: pancreas/duodenum homeobox protein 1-like
Exons: 3
Coding region: 385-1032 (215 amino acids)
Biological process (GO): regulation of transcription by RNA polymerase II
Cellular component (GO): nucleus
Molecular function (GO): DNA-binding transcription factor activity, RNA polymerase II-specific; RNA polymerase II cis-regulatory region sequence-specific DNA binding
Source: RefSeq, a predicted model, not a curated record
CUUAACGUAACGUGGGUAGUUUUCUGUCUGACGUCACAAGGUGUUAAUCCUGCACACUUUGACCCGAGGUCGAUACCAUUGUUGUUGAAAUGCGCACAGGUCGCCCCUCCCUCCAAACGGUCCCUGAGCCGGGGGACUCCGCCUUUUCUACAGGUGAUCUCCUCACUCGGAGGUGAGACGGGGGAAGAGGAGGAGGCAGGAAAAUUUGCAACCGUGUUGUCACAUGGUAAUUUCAAACGAUAGCGGACAAACAGAUUUAGUCACGUGGUGUGUGUGUUCUAAAUACCGGGGGCACCGAGCGCUGACGUUGAUUUAUCGUACGAACGCCAGCAAGUUUAUAGCGGCAAUCUAGUUCAAGUUGGGCCAAUGAAAGCUCGCUAGAGGAUGGACGGGAAUAAUCCGUACUAUGGCGGGUACCCGCGGGAAGGGUACGAGGCGCAGCGGCCGAUGAUCCCGGCGUCGUACCAGCAGCACCAGGCCCGGUCGUCCUGCCUGUACGCCAACACCCAGCAGCCGCAGCACGCCAUGCCCUACCCGCCGCCAAACAUGUCCGUCGUGGAACUGGAUCAGCUGGACGCGGAACUUCCGGGCGGCGGCAUGCCGGGCCCCGGGCCCAUGGCGUCCUCGGGACCGGGACCGACCCAGCCCGUCCACCACGCCGGCCCUCCCCCGGCCCCGCAGUCCAGCUGCGCCGUCAACAGGAACGAGAACCUGCCGUUCCCCUGGAUGAAGACCACCAAGUCGCACGCCCACGCCUGGAAGUCGCAGUGGCCAGGUGCGUCCUUUGCUGUGGAGGAUGAGAACAAGAGAACGCGCACAGCCUACACUCGGGGCCAGCUACUGGAACUGGAGAAGGAGUUUCACUUCAACAAGUACAUUUCCCGGCCGCGCAGGAUAGAGCUGGCCGCCAUGCUCAACCUCACCGAGAGACACAUCAAAAUCUGGUUCCAGAACCGCCGCAUGAAGUGGAAAAAGGAGCAGGUGCGGCGCAGGGGACCUCCGCACCUUCCCACACGGGCGGCGUUCCCGUAG